UGACGGCGUUGAAGAGGAAGGCGAGGGAAUUAAUAGAAGGGAAAAGGGGAAAGUGAUUGAAGACGGGAAAAAGAUCAAGGGGAAGAAAUUGAUGAAAGGGAAAAUAAUCAAAAAGAGGCUCAUCAAGGUUGAGAUCUGUGCUUCGAAAAAGGAAAAGAUAAAUAAGCUCGCAUCUUCAGCUCAUAUCUUUCAUAAACUUCAAGAUUCUAAGCAUAAAGUAUUGCCUAGAAAAAAUAGCAAAAAUCUUGUUGAUAGCAAAAAGAAUUCGGUGUAUAUGAAGAAUCUGCCAAAGAGUCGGAAACUAAAACUUCUACGAUCUUCGAAACAAACCUCCAAGGAGAAGAUUGAGCCGGGAAAGGCUCUUCGAGUUCAUCACAUUCUGAAUAAUCCUACUAGAAGAUCAACAAAGAAAGCAGGUGCUAAAACAAAUACAGGAGGUAAGUCAGUAGAUUCUUGUUGUGGAUCAGAAGACCUAGUUGAUUUGUCUGGUAAAAGUAACAUGCAUGCACAUGCCAAAACCUGCUCAUCUAUAGAAAAUACAUGCAAAGGAGACAGUCUUCCAGCUGCUGAUGAUGUAGCUCAGGCGGAAAACUCCAGUGAUAUCAGUGCUUUUAGAGAUAUCAUAAAUAGGGCAGAUGAAACUUCAGCAGAAAAAGAACAAUUGCUUGAAUCUCACAGUAAUAUCAUGCCUUCCAUAUAUACAAAUCCCAGAAGCACAAGCUGUUCUGACCCCAAGAGAGACUUGUUUUCCAUACCGGAGGACCAUUGCCAGUCUGUUCAGGGUUAUAAUGAAGGGUGUCAUUUUAUUACUGGGAAUAAGACUUUAUUAGCCAGUGAUCCACAUGAUGACCCAAGGAAUCUGGAGCCUAUUCAUAGUGCGGGACUGAGUUCUCAUUCUGACAUUCAGAGUAAUGAAAUUUCCCCCAAGACAUUAGAUUCCCCGUCUCUUGCUUCAAGGUUUGAUCCAACAGGUUCACUGAGCUUUAUCAGAAAUCUAAGUCCACCGAAUACAACAUCUUGUUCAAUCACGAGAAAGGAGGAAACUAAGAUGCAGAUUCAACCUCCAAUAGACCCCUUGACAACUUCCUAUUGGCAGAUUCUCCCACCCAAGGACUUCCGCUCUUCUGCGGGGUGUAAAUUGGUACCAAAGCCAGUGCCAAUCUCCAAGGACAAGUGUAAUGUUGAUGGUUUUGUUGGUUUACCUCUUAAUUCACAGGGGGAAUUUAUCCAUUCACAGUCCGCUGCAAGUUUUGAUUUUGGUGAAAUCAGUAAAAAGAAAAAUGCUAUACAAGGUUCAAUCCGAGGCUAUCCAUUUCCUCAUAAUGCGGAAUCUUGGACUAGUUUAGAUCAUGUGAGCAGAAUGAAAGGGAAGUUUCCUAAUGCAGCAUUGAGUCAGAAGGUUCAACCAAGUUGGUAUCAACGGCAAUACAAUCUUGCUGAUGUGCGAAAUUUUGAUAAUUUUGGAGUUCAAAGCAAUAAUGAGGCCGUAACUGAUAGAUAUCCAAGCUUCCUUAAUGACCACAAUAUCAUGGAAGUAUCUUGUCAAGGCUGCAGGGAUGAUAUUCGCACACGGAAUUAUAUUGACAGGGUAAAUUUUCAAGCAGAAAGGACUAUGGAGCAUGUGUCUCAGCCUAAUAUUCAACAGACAAUGCGAUUGAUGGGUACAAAUGUAACGGUUACUGGAAAUAACAAAUGCCAAAGUUAUGGUGAUGGGAGAAUAUGGAUCGACAAAGAAGUAGUAAGUGAUCAGUUUGGAAGAGUUUCCCAUCAACCAAUGCAACAACAAUGGGUUACACAUUCAUCAUCUAUGAAGCCAAAAAAUAAUUUAGUUCGUCCGUUAGAUACUUCGUCAAACUUCUAUAGUAUGCCAGCUAUUGCACCGAGAUUGGGUGUUAUGCAUUUUAAUUAUCGACCACAAUGGGUAUCGAGAAAUGACACUUCCUCAGUCAUGGGAAACACUCUCUUUAGCCAUCCACUUAACUCACAAUCUUUGAUGAACGACUCUUCGAAAUCCUUACUGACUACUAUCCCAGGGAUCACAUCGGUUAAAAUGGGGCAUCAGAUUCCAGUGCUGGCAUCCAAUCAUCCCAAUUCUUAUCAGCAUAUGCUUCUCAGUUCUACUCAUUGCAAACAUACCCAGGGCAUUACAUACAGUACAACAUCAACAUUUCGGCCUCCCAUUUCCUAUCAUGAGACUUUUAGUCCUGUCCAGCCAUCACCAGCUCAGUCUUCAAUGAACCUUCCUCGGUGGUUAUUAAAUGCAAAACAGCAGAGGAAAAGCCAAAGACCUCCUUGUUCAUGUUUUCCUGAUCCACUUGCUUCUCACCACCGCAGCAGCAUGUCUCGUGCCGAUAUAUUUCCUCUCCCAUCUCCACAUCACACUUCAGCAAUAAAUUUUCCCAUUUGUACUGGCACUACCUCUAUAGCUGGUGGGUUAUCCACUCCUUUUGUCCAAUCUUCAUUGGUUCCCCCCAGUAUGACAAGCAGAUCGAAGCCUGCGAUUGAUAACUCCUGUGGCAAGAAUAUGAUCAGAGGAGGAACGAAUUUUAAUUUCACAUAUUUAAAAUCUUUGGAUGCGGCUGGAAAAACUAGGAAGAGGGCCGCAGCUAAAGAUGAUCGUUUCAUGAAACCAGCAAAGAAACCUUUUUUCAGAAUGCAAGACCAGAUGGCUGCUUCAGCAAAUCCCAGACAAGAAGAACAGAUGCACGCUAAUACAGUAAAUGCUGAGGCCGUGACUGAUUCCAACAAUUCAGGGGCUGUUACUCAAAAUGAAGGUUCGAGGACCCUGUCUUUGUGUGGCUCUUUAAAAGUUGAUGGUGGGUUGAAAUCUGGACCUGUCAAAUUGACCGCUGGAGCAAAGCACGUACUGAAACCCAGUCAAGAUCUGGAUCAAGAUAUUUCUAGGUCAAUUCAUUCGACAAUACCCUUUUCCACUGGGGAUAAUUCUGGUAAGGUUAUAGAUCCUCAGAUGACAGCUACAGAAAUUUACAGGUUUUAGCGGAUCCCAAUCUAAGAGACUGAAGUUUCUGACAGCUGACUGAUUGUGUUGGCUCAAACUACAAGUUUAGCUGUUGUAAAAUGCUUUGGCUUGGGUGGAAAUGACUAAUUGCUUAUGCAACUUUUGCUUUGGAUUUUGUAUCUCUUUGUUCUUCCAUCUAUUGGCCGUUUCUUCAGCAUCCAUGAGGUAAGUAUAUAAAUCUUCAGCCAAUCGUCUGUAUUGUGUUACUUGUUAUGAUGACAAUAUUAAUUAUGCAUAAUCUUAUUUUGUUUCUACUUGAUCUUUA
Molecule: messenger RNA, 3284 nt
Organism: Asparagus officinalis (garden asparagus)
Lineage: Eukaryota; Viridiplantae; Streptophyta; Magnoliopsida; Asparagales; Asparagaceae
Exons: 2
Coding region: 92-2998 (968 amino acids)
Source: RefSeq, a predicted model, not a curated record